Musa acuminata AAA Group (dessert banana) is the source of this 2012-nucleotide messenger RNA. Its product is annotated as FRIGIDA-like protein 4a. The transcript has 3 exons. Lineage: Eukaryota; Viridiplantae; Streptophyta; Magnoliopsida; Zingiberales; Musaceae. Bases 184 to 1773 code for a protein of 529 amino acids. The record is from RefSeq and is a predicted model, not a curated record.
GGCUGCCACGCUGACACUCCGCCCUCUCCCUUCUCCUCGGCCUUUCCUCUCUUAUCCGACAUUUUCCCACGACUCUCUCUCUCUAGGGUUAGGGUUAGGUUUUCCACUUCUCUUCGUUUUCUGUUUGUCCCGUGAUUGAAAUCAGAAAUCGAGGUUUUGAGGAGCGAUUCGGAGAGAUUGGAGAUGGGUUCGGAGGCGGCUGCCGCCAUCCCGAGUUCGGUGGUGCAGCAGAGCUUCGCAGAGCUGGAGAAGCAGCGGGAGCUCAUCACCAGCUGCACGCUGCUGUGGAAGGAGCUCUCCGACCACUUCUCCAUCCUCCAGCAGGGGCUCGAGAUAAAGUCGGAGGCCCUUCGGUCCAAGCGCCAGUCCCUCGACGCCUCCACCGGGCACGCCCUCGACUCUCUCCGCCGCCGCGAGCUCUCCAUCGACGCCGCCGUCGACCUUGCCAUCGCCAAGCUCGACGAGCGCCGUGCCGCCGCCGUCGAGGCCCUAUCCGCCACCGCUGCGGGGGGGGACGAGCUUGAUCUCGCCGAAAAGCUGCGUUCUUUGUGCACGAAGAUGGAUUUCAAUGGGUUCUUCGACCUUGUGGUCGCGAAAAGGAAGGAGGUGGAGCUCCUCCGGUUGGAACUCCCGGUGGCUCUGGCCAACUGCAUCGAUCCAGCCAAAUUCGUGAUGGACGCCGUAUCUGGAGUCUUCCCCGUGGAUAAGAGACCGGUGAAGUCGCCGAAUGAUCUCGGGUGGGCCUGCGUGCUGGUCUUGGAAUCACUAGUGCCUGUCCUGGCGGAUCCAGAGCUAGGAACGGUGAGGCCAUUGGCAACUCGAAAUAUAAGGGAGAGAGCCAGGGAGAUGGCGAAGGAGUGGAAGAUGUGGCUGGAGCAGCACGGAGGGAUUGAGAGUGUGAAGCCACCCGAUGCACACACGUUUCUCCAGCAUUUGGUGACUUUUGGGAUCGUAGGGAAGGCCGACAAGGAGUUAUACCAGAGGCUCGUGGUGAACUUUGCAUGGCGGAGGCAGAUGCCAAAGCUGGCUAUUUCAUUGGGCCUUGAGGACAAAAUGGAAGAUGUUAUUGAGGAACUAAUUAGUAAGGGACAUCAGCUGGAUGCAAUAAACUUUGCCUAUGAGGCUGGCCUUCAGGACAAGUUUACUCCUGUUUCACUGCUAAAAUCCUUCCUGAAAGACUCAAAUAAAGCAACUUCAACCUUUGAGGAUCACUACGGUGGUGGGCAAACCACGAAUUACACGUGCCGCAAGGAACAGUCAAUUAUUCGGGCUGCUAUAAAAUGUAUUCAAGAACACAAGCUUGAAGCCGAGUUUCCAUUAGAGAGCCUUCAGAAGCGACUUGAACAAUUGGAGAAGGCCAAGGUGGAGAAGAAAAAACCUUCUGGUGGUGGUCCUGCAGCUCCUGCCAACAAGCGAACACGAGCUAAUAAUGGGGGACCAAUGCCUCCUGCCAAGGCUGGUCGUCUAACAAACAAUGUGCACGUCUCCUCCCCUGCUGCUCCUGCCUUUGUACGGUCACCAUCUGCCCAUACCACAUACCCUGCGGCAGCACCUUAUCCUUAUGAUAGUCCAGCAGGACACGGUGUCUAUGGUAGCAGGAGCCCUCCAGUCAUCAGGGACUCCUAUAGAUAUCCAGCCGAAGUAGGCCCUGUCGCACUUGGUGCGCCAUACCACUCACCACCUAUGAGUUAUCCAGUCUAUGGAAAUUACAAUCCCUUGGGAGGAUACAACAAUGGAGUGGCACCAGGCUAUCAACAGGCUUACUACAGGUAGGGUUGGUAUCAAGACUUCAACAAGUUGACCUGGCUGGAUGACAUAAUCACUAAUAAUUUUGAGCCAUCUGCUUGAUGGCCUAUUUGUAGUGACUAACUGAAUUUGUAGGAUGUGUGCGCUUAUUAGAUGGUUUGCUUUUAGUAACUUGUUUAGAUCAGCUGUAUUCUGCUUUCACCUACUGUAUGUAAAUUAUAUUGGACAAAAAUUUCAAAAUAUUUUAAUCCUUUGUUGUUGAAUAA